This is a messenger RNA of Carassius auratus (goldfish), 964 nucleotides long. RefSeq lists its product as uncharacterized. The record is from RefSeq and is a predicted model, not a curated record. Bases 6 to 665 code for a protein of 219 amino acids. NCBI's taxonomy places the organism in Eukaryota, Metazoa, Chordata, Actinopteri, Cypriniformes, Cyprinidae. The transcript is spliced from 3 exons.
GUUAAAUGCCAGUUUACAUUUGUUCAAUGUGGAAAGUGAUUUUAAUACAGUUUUACUGUUUGCAUUUGUGUAGGUUUCUGUCAUUCUUUAUUAGUAGCUGUACACGUCGGUGUCUCUCUGUCACUAGGGUGGGGUUUCAGGCAGCAAAACAUCAGCCUCUGUUGUUCUAUUCUCUCUUUCUUUGUCCCUGCUUCUCUUCUUGUCUCCUGAAAUAUAAAGAUUUGCUUUCCUUAGCAACUCCAAUGUCAUCUUACACUGUAGUCAUGGUCCCUCUCAGGAAAAGUCCUACCAGUCUGGAUGCAUUGCGUUUCUUCCUCUGGGUGAAGAACCUGAAGCACUUGGAGAGGGAAAGGGAUCUUCUUUGGAUGGGAUUGCAGGCUUUAGAGCAGGUGCGAGAGAAGUUAUGUUCCAACCUAGAUAAUGACAUGAAAGUGCAAGACAAAUUCAACGAUGGGGAGAUUAAAAAAGUGUUUCCAGACACCCCCACCCUACUGUUGGCUCAGAUUCACAGAGUGAACAGGACCUUGAGGAAUCUAUUGUGUGACUCCAGGAAUCCCACUGUUCCUGCAACAGAAGGUUAUUCCUUUGACAAUACUGUGCACCAAGUACCUGUAAAAGAAUUUAGGUCACUCUUCAUUGUCACCUUUACGUGGCAAAACCAUUGAAUUUUGUGUUGAAAGUGGUUUACCUUGUCAGGUACUGAAGGACACCGGCCCUCUCCUGUCUGUUCAGAAGAAAGUGCUCGGUUUUGAUGUUCUGUAAUGCAUUUUCCUGUAUUUUCUGCUUACAGAAUGUAUCCUGAGUGGAUUUAAAUAUUCAUUUGUGCAAUAAAAUAAACUUCCCAAAACUAAUGGUAUACUACUAGCAGCAGAAUGCUUUAAAUGUUUUAUUCAAGAAUUCAAUGCACUUGACUUGACCUUCCAUUUCCAUUUUGUGACUUUAUACAUGUAAUGAAAUGAGAGCA